AUGCUUCGACUUGUCGUCUUCUUUGGACUUUUCGCCUCGGCUUUCGUCGCCAGCCAGUGGAUGGGCCAUUGCUCUUGCGGGUUCGUUUUUCUUAUUUAUUUCUCAAAAAAAUGUACAACGACAAGUUUUUUCUUUUUCAAAAGCUCCGGCCAGUGCCUUUCGAUAGCCCAUUCCGCGCCAGUUUGACACCAUUUUUUGUUCGGUUGUAUUGAGACAGAAAUAAGAUUUUUGAAACUUUUUUUCAAGAAAGGGACCAGACCAGUCCAUUUUUGGUACGAACAACGUUCAACCUUUGUUAAUUUUUUCUUUUUUUUUGUGAAAAAAUUGUAUUUUUGUAUGUAUAACGGUUUCAUGAGCAAGGAAACCUUUGGAAAUCACCAGGAAGAGUGAAAUUGAAAAAAGAAAAAAAAUUUCCUCGAAAAAGAAUUGGAAAUUUCCCGCCAACUUCUCCGCCCCCUAGCCUUUCAAGUCGGAAUGGAUUGACUAGACUGUUCAAAAAAACCUUUUUUUCUGUGAAUGAAGUUAUUCCUCCAAAAUAAAGCUGAUUUUCUAGCGCCGGCGGUUGCGGCUGUCCUCCGGCGACGAUCUACGUCCAAGGAGUUCCGCCGCCGGCCAUCUACGGACAUCCGCCGCCGCUUCAGUCGCCUUAUCCGCUAGCGGCGCCGAUCCUGCCUCCGCCGCCACCUCAGCCGGUCUUCGCUGCGCCUCCUCCGCCACCGCCGCCUCCUCCUCCGCCUCCUCAGCCUCACUACGUGACCUACGCCGUCGGACCACCCCCUCCGGCCCCCUAUCCUGGCCUUCUUGGCUAUGGUAAACGUUAA
Messenger RNA from Caenorhabditis auriculariae, 821 nucleotides. NCBI's taxonomy places the organism in Eukaryota, Metazoa, Nematoda, Chromadorea, Rhabditida, Rhabditidae. The record is from the annotation of a GenBank genome assembly.